ACCUUAGUCCUCUUCUUUGCUACUACACACUUAUAAUUACAUGCGCCUCUACUUUACAACUCCCAUAUCACAAUUCGAAUACAUUUUUUUUCCAAUAAUUAAUAAUGGCUCGAUCUAAACGCAAGGGAUUUCGCAAAGGCGGGGGAAAUCGUGCCCCUCGCGACGGUCCUCCGCAGUAUCGAUCCUUCAGCGAGAUCAUCAAGGAAAACCAAAAUCUCGAAAAGUUUUACAAUUCAGUUCUCCCAUUAGAUGAUGACGAAAGAACCGAGUUCUGGGAUGCUUUAAAGAGGGAACUUCCCAAUUCCUUCCGUUUCUGCGGAUCCAAAGGCCAUGCGCUUGCCGUCAAGCGAUUAUUAGAAACGAGAUAUGCGCCCAACAUCGUCACCAUUGAACGCCAUGAUGGUGAGCCCGUUGAGGCUCCUCAGCCAGUACCUUGGUACCCCGACCAACUAGCAUACUCUAUGAACACCCCGAAACAUGUUAUUCGCAAGUUCCCUCCCUUUGCUGCUUUUCAGAAGUUCCUAGUUUCUGAAACGAGCGUUGGCAACAUUAGCCGACAGGAGGUUGUCAGCAUGAUCCCGCCACUCCUCAUGGAUGUCGAGCCCGGGAUGACGGUGUUAGAUCUAUGCGCAGCACCCGGCAGCAAAGCCGCUCAACUACUUGAGAUGGUCCAUCGCGGAGAGGAGACAAGAAUCCGCAAGUUUAUGCAGUCCUUCGGCGAGACUAAACCGCAAGAUGGCGGUGACGAAGAAGUUGAUCUUUCGGUAGAUACCGGCGAUGAUGGUCGCGCCACGGGCUUGCUCGUUGCUAACGACGCAGAUUAUAAGAGGAGUCACAUGCUUGUUCACCAACUUAAGCGACUAUCUUCCCCGAACCUUCUCGUCACAAAUCACGAUGCAACUCUCUACCCGGCCAUAAAACUGCCUCAGAAUCCCGAUCAGCCUAAUAGAGGCCAAUACCUACGAUUUGAUAGGAUACUGGCAGAUGUUCCAUGCUCCGGAGAUGGGACAUUGAGGAAGAAUAUCAACCUCUGGAAAGACUGGCAACCGGGAAACGCGCUGGGAUUACAUGCUACCCAAGUUCGAAUCCUAGUUCGCGCUCUACAAAUGUUGAAAGUUGGUGGCAGAGUUGUCUACUCGACUUGUAGUAUGAACCCGGUUGAAAAUGAAGCCGUGGUUGUGUCCGCAAUCGAACGGUGUGGAGGUCCCGAUAAGAUUGAGAUCAUUGACUGCAAGGAUAGACUUCCACUGUUGAAGAGAAAACCAGGAAUGCAUCAAUGGCAAAUCAUGGACAAGUCAGGUCGCGUCUGGAAUAAUUGGGAGGAAGUUCAGCAAUAUUUCUUGACGACUGAGGGACAUACGCCUGGCAAGCUCUCUGAAACUAUGUUUCCCAGACCAGAUACUAGCGACUGCUCAUCGCUUCCCUUGGACCGAUGCAUGCGAGUGUAUGCUCACCAGCAAGAUACUGGAGGAUUUUUCAUUACCGUGUUAGAGAAGAAGAAUGACUUCAAAGCUAAGCCUGAAUCGAGAUCGCGGCCUCCUGCCAACACCACCGGCCCCAAGGACACCGAAACGGCAGAGCUAGAGGUUAAAAUGGAUAUAGAAGAAGAGAAAGCCGCUCUGGGUGAGCCGACUGAUGUUCUUCCCACCGUGGGAGCUAAGCGGAGCCUGGAUGACCAAGAGGCUGAGACGAAGCGAGACACCAAAAAACAGAAAACUGAAUCACCUAGAGACACACCCGAGGCUCAACCUGGAGUUUUUGCCGAAACUGUCAAUGAAACCGAAAAGGUCACUGAGGAACCUAAAGCAGAGGAAACCCAGCCAGUGGCCGAAAGUACUCCCAAGAACAAUUCUCAAUCUGACCGAAAAGUCAAAUCAGACGGUAACCACGAAGAACCUUUCAAGUACUUACCGCUAGAACACCCUGUUAUUGAAAACAUCAAAAAGUUCUAUAAAAUAUCGGACCGCUUCCCUUCGGACCGAUACAUGGUACGAAAUGCGACAGGUGAGCCAGCGAAGGCUAUUUACUACACUAGCGCACUCCUCAGGGAUAUUCUGGUUGAGAAUGAAGGCCGUGGCGUCAAGUUUGUCCACGGAGGCGUGAAAAUGUUUAUGAAACAAGACGCGCCAUCCGCGGAGGUCUGUAGAUGGAGAAUACAGUCAGAAGGCAUGCCUAUUAUCGCAGGAUACGUCGGGCCGGAACGAGUCAUCCGCCUCACACAGAAGGAAACUUUCCAUAAACUUCUCAAGGAGAUGUUCCCCAAGUUCAUUGAUGAAGACUGGAGAAAACUCAACGAAAUUGGUGAACGGGCUAAGGACAUUGGCAUGGGCUGCUGUCUACUCGUCAUCGAACCAGACGGAAGCGACCCAGACUUUGCAGAGCGUAUGGUGCUUCCGCUGUGGAAGAGCUUCCACUCGUUGAACCUGAUGCUGCCGAAGGAGGAUCGAUCCGCAAUGUUGCUACGUGUCUUCAACGAUACUUCGCCGGUGAUCAACCAGACUCUCAAGGAGACGGCCAAGAAGGCAGCCGAAGCGGCAGCUGAAGCUGAGGCUGAGGCUGAAACCGAAGCCAAGGAUGAGGUUUUGGAAGAUGCCGCCGCGAUCGAGGAGCCGGAUGCGGAAAACGGCACAGCUGAGAAGCCUAUCGAGGUCAUGGACACGGACGACGUAGAGGAAUGAAGUAAUGAAUCAAAUUCCAGAGAGGCUGUUUAGGCUGGAUGAGAGGUAUCUACCUAGGUACCUAGCUACCGAAUGUAGCCAGCCUGUUCAAAGGGAAGCAUAAUUGGUUGGUUUAUCGUGCCUUGCCCAAAAGGAGAGGAAGAAGAAUAUUUAACAGAAUGUUGACCACGGUCCGGGACUUUUAAAAGGCUACCUACCUACCUACCUACCUACUUAGUACAUAUUUAGUUAUAUAGGUACAUAUCAAAGAAACGACAAGAUGGCUUGGGAUUUUUAUUUUUAUUUUUUACCAAAAAAGAAAGAAAUAAGGGGGAUUCGGUAGCGUCUAUAAAAUUUGUUUAAUAGGUAGGUAGUAUAGGUAAA
Messenger RNA from Hypoxylon fragiforme, 3041 nucleotides. Its product is annotated as S-adenosyl-L-methionine-dependent methyltransferase. The record is from RefSeq and is a predicted model, not a curated record. NCBI's taxonomy places the organism in Eukaryota, Fungi, Ascomycota, Sordariomycetes, Xylariales, Hypoxylaceae. The transcript is spliced from 3 exons. The coding region runs from base 105 to 2678 and encodes 857 amino acids. Gene Ontology annotation, molecular function: tRNA (cytidine-N5)-methyltransferase activity; tRNA binding. Gene Ontology annotation, cellular component: nucleus; cytoplasm. Gene Ontology annotation, biological process: tRNA methylation.